This is a messenger RNA of Schistosoma intercalatum, 636 nucleotides long. The record is from the annotation of a GenBank genome assembly. NCBI's taxonomy places the organism in Eukaryota, Metazoa, Platyhelminthes, Trematoda, Strigeidida, Schistosomatidae.
AUGAUCAAUGAUUAUGUUCAUAGAUCACCACUUGCUCCACCAAUUAUUAUUGUUUGGCAUUUCUAUGAAGCAUAUAAAGCUAUUGGAAAUCAAUGCGCAAGUUUAAGAAAUGCUGAAACAGCAAAAUAUAAUCCAUUUUGUGUACGAUUUACCGAUGUGAAAAAAGAAAGAGAAAUGGUCAAAUGGGAGCAUAUGAAAGCUAUGGAUUAUUUAAGAGAACCAUCAACUAAAGCAACUGGGAAAAGAGGUGUAGCUGAAUCACGUGCUGUGGUAUUUCGUGGUGGUGGAGGUGUUGGUCCUGGUCAAGGACCAGUAAUGGAUUUAAAAAGUGAAAUGUCCAGUGUUACAGAGAAUAUCAGUGAACAAUAUGAACCUAAAUUACGUAGACAAAGUUUACUUGGUCGUUAUCGUUUAGAUUCAACAACAGGUGCACCAUUAAAUCCAAUGGGUAGAACAGGUUUAUUAGGUAAAGGAUUAUUACCACGUUGGGGUCCAAAUCAUUCCUUUGUAUUAUGUAUUACAAGAUGGACAAGAGAUACACGUACUGGUGUACAAGUAAUAAGAAGUAAUCGUGGUGUAUUACAAUAUUUGGCAUUAGAACGUAAUAAGAGAUUAUGUAUGCCAUGGGUAAGUUAA